Messenger RNA from Ambispora gerdemannii, 771 nucleotides. NCBI's taxonomy places the organism in Eukaryota, Fungi, Glomeromycota, Glomeromycetes, Archaeosporales, Ambisporaceae. The record is from the annotation of a GenBank genome assembly.
AUGACAGUAAUCAAAAACUUCUCUCCAUUAAGUCUACAAAUACUUCUACUGCUACUUUAUCCAGCAACGGUGAUACUGGGCUCAAUUUACUGGACCAUUGCACGCCCACCACCAAGUUAUUUCUCCAAAAAAUCAAAUAUAUUUAAUGUGUGGCUAGUUAAAAAUGAAAACACAAAAAAAGCACGAUGGAAAGCUGCGAUACGGUGGUUUCUUGCCACUGCAUAUUGGUUUAUAAUAACCCAGUGGUUCUUUGGUCCGUCUAUAAUUGAUCAAGUGUUCUUGUGGACCGGCGGCGAAUGCAUAAAAGAAGGUGCCUACAUGAUCCACACGAAAGCGUACGCAUGUAAAACGAAUGGAGGUCGUUGGAUCGGCGGUCACGAUGUUAGCGGUCACUGUUUCCUCUUGAUUCACGCGUCUUUAUUCCUCUGCGAAGAAUUCAGCAUUGUCGCAUAUCGGUAUCGUGAUUUCCGACCGGUGAUAAAAACCACGCAUAAAAUGGUGACGCGGGCGUUGCUUUUUUUGUUGGGCGUGUGGUGGUGGAUGCUUUUUAUGACUGGGAUCUUUUUUCAUAAUCUUAACGAGAAAUUGACGGGCAGUUUGUUUGGUGUGUUGUAUUGGAUUGUGAUGUAUGGUGUCGUGUUCCCGAAUUACGUAAAGAGCUGGAUGCCGUAUGACAUUUCUGAGGUUGUAAAGAACGGUGAGAGGAUUAAUUAUGUUGUUGAUGUGGAUAAUUCAAACGAGAACGGUAGUAGUAAAGAACAUCAUCAAUGA